AUGGCCCACUCCAAAGUAGUUAUUAUCGGCUCCGGCCCGGGCGCCCACACUGCCGCGAUCUACCUGUCGCGUGCUGAGCUUCAGCCUGUCCUCUACGAGGGCAUGCUCGCCAACGGCACUGCCGCUGGUGGCCAGCUCACUACCACCACCGACGUCGAGAACUUUCCCGGUUUCCCCAACGGCAUCGGCGGCGCCGAGCUGAUGGUCAACAUGCGCCAGCAGUCCGAGCGAUUCGGCACCGAGAUCAUCACCGAGACUAUCUCAAAACUCGACCUUUCGCAGCGACCUUUUAAGAUGUGGACUGAGUGGAGCGAUGGCCCCAAUGACCCUCCUACCCGCACCGCCGACGCCGUCAUCAUCGCCACCGGUGCCAACGCUCGCCGUCUGAACCUUCCCGGCGAGGAAAAGUACUGGCAGAACGGCAUCAGUGCCUGUGCCGUGUGUGACGGUGCUGUUCCUAUCUUCCGUAACAAGCCUCUGUACGUGAUCGGUGGUGGUGACUCGGCGGCCGAGGAGGCUAUGUUCCUGGCCAAGUACGGUAGCCACGUUACUGUCCUGGUUCGCAAGAACAAGCUCCGUGCUAGUAAGGUCAUGGCUGAGCGUCUGCUCGCUCACCCCAAGUGCACUGUGCGUUACAACUGUGUUGCCACGGAGGUGAUUGGUGAGGCCAAGGACAACGGUCUCAUGACCCACCUUCGUGUCAAGAAUGUUACCGAUGACAAGGAGGAGGUUGUUGAAGCCAACGGUCUCUUCUACGCUAUUGGCCACGACCCAGCCAACGCUCUGGUCAAGGGUCAACUUGACCUGGAUGAGGAUGGAUACAUCAUCACCAAGCCCGGUACCAGCUUCACCAGUGUCGAGGGGGUUUUCGCUUGCGGUGACGUCCAGGACAAGCGCUACCGCCAGGCUAUCACCAGUGCCGGUUCCGGCUGCAUUGCUGCUCUCGAAGCCGAGAAGUUCAUCUCGGAAAUUGGUGAAGAGCCCAAGCCCCACGUUUAA
Molecule: messenger RNA, 999 nt
Organism: Penicillium chermesinum
Lineage: Eukaryota; Fungi; Ascomycota; Eurotiomycetes; Eurotiales; Aspergillaceae
Gene: trr1
Product: thioredoxin-disulfide reductase TRR1
Exons: 3
Coding region: 1-999 (332 amino acids)
Biological process (GO): removal of superoxide radicals
Cellular component (GO): cytoplasm
Molecular function (GO): thioredoxin-disulfide reductase (NADPH) activity
Source: RefSeq, a predicted model, not a curated record